UAAAAGCUGCACUGUGGUGAAUGCAGGCAGCAGCAUUCUGUGCGAGGUGUGUGAGCGCCCUCGUCUGGCCACCAGACCCCCUGUCGCACCCUCACGCCCGACCCCCACUGCUGCAGGACUAAUGGACAGCCAGUGGGUUUGCCAGGUUUGUACGUACGUCAACAAAACACCAUCACCUGCAUGCGAAAUGUGUUUUUCGAGAUCAGAGCCUGCUCAAUCACCUCUAAGCCCCUCCCACUCACCAGUCAAGGACAUCACACCGCUUCCAGCCCCACCUAAAGUCAUUCCUACUGAGGACCCUGAUUUGAAAAGGCAAAGAUUGAUGAGGGAAGAAGGGCUUAAACUCAUUCAGCUCAUUCGUGAGGGAGAGAAGAAAGGAGUGAGCCCGGAGGAGGUUUACACCAGCAUGUGUGUGUCGGGAAACAGUAAUGUAAUGCCGUAUGACUGGCUGAAAGCAGAGCUACCUCAUGUGCUUGAUGAGAUCUGUGUGAUGGCUGCAUCCUGUCAGCAAGAACCCAACGCACAAUCGAACUGUUCAGGGGGGAACAAUGGCCAGGAUGGACAAAAGAGCAAUGCUGUUCCCCUGUCCAGAGCAGAAGCCAAACGGGCCUGGCUGGCAGCAGGGGGAGAUAAUGAGAAGGCUGUCAGGCAGGCUCUCAGACACCGUAGAGUUAAAGUAAAAGAGCUUGGCUCUCUGGGAUUUAAUGAUGUGACCCGCUGUGAAGAAGCCCUGCGGCAGAGUGGAGGGGAUGUGAGGGGGGCUCUUGUUCAGCUGCAGCGCCCUUUACUGGAGCCAUUCCAUCAGCGCAUGUGGAGCGACGAACCAGAGCCCCCUAUCGACAUCAACCAUCCAGAUAAACAGCAUGUUUGCCGUAGGCUGCUGGCAGUGUUUGAUCUGCCCAGCUGGGGGCGCUGUGAGCUGGUUCUGUCAUUGCUGCAGGACCCUACAGCCACAUACACACUGGAGGAUGUGGUUCAGGCCGUGCGUGAAUCACCUGACCGGGACUUCAUUCGCCGUGUGCUGAAUAAGGAUUGCCCCAUCUGCCUGUCAGUUUUUCCCCACAGCAAGAUGCGGUCUUUGACAUCAUGCCAGUGCUCCGUGUGCUGUGGAUGUUUCAAGCAGCAUUUCACCAUAGCGGUGAGGGACAAGCACAUCAGAGACAUGGUGUGUCCUGUCUGCACAGAGCCUGACAUCAAUGACCCUGAGCACCUGAACAGCUACUUUUCCACUUUGGACAUACAGCUAAGGGAUUGUCUUGAACCGGAUGUGUACGAUCUUUUCCACAAGAAGCUGACUGAGCAGGCUCUAAUCAAGGACCCAAAGUUCCUCUGGUGCAGCCAUUGCUCCUAUGGCUUCAUCUAUGAUGGCGAUCAACUCAAGGUCACCUGUAUGCAGUGCAGGAAAAGCUUCUGUGCUCAAUGCAAAAAAACGUGGGAAGCGCAGCAUAUGGGGCUCUCGUGUGAGCAGUUCCAGCAGUGGAAGCGAGAGAAUGACCCCGAGUACCAAAAGCAGGGUUUGGCCGGGUAUCUUCGUGACAAUGGGAUCACUUGCCCUAACUGCAGGUUCCAGUAUGCUCUGGCCAAGGGCGGCUGUAUGCACUUCAGUUGUUCUCAGUGCAGGUAUCAGUUCUGCAGUGGAUGUAACAACCCCUUCCACACAACGUGUGCAGUGAACCAGUGUACUGUGACAGGUCUGCAUGCCCAUCACCCCAGAGACUGCCUCUUCUACCUCCGAGACUGGGAGCCUGCCAGGCUUCAGGCCUUACUGCAGAAAAAGGGGGUGAACUACAAUACGGACACCGCACCAGGAGCACAGACUGGUGUGUGCGGAGUGAGCGAGCAGAAAGACGAAGGGACUCGUCAAACCGAUUCGCCAUGUGGGGCUCAGACUCAGCCGGGCCAGGCGGGACUCUGCGAGAAGCAUUAUCGAGAGUACCUGGUCAGCCUCAUUAAUGGGCAUUCUAUUGACCCCGCACCCCUUUACGAUCUCGAUGAGCUGACUGUGGCCUGCAGGAGAUACCAUGUUGAUGUCAGACAGGGGGAUGGAGAAGACGAGAGAGCAUACUUUGCCAGACUGCUUAAGAAACUCAUGGAUGACGUGCCUCUGGGUGACAAGGUCCCUCGCAAGAAGUGAAAUCUUUUCUUUCUUUUCUUUUUUUUUCUUUUCUUCAGUGAUCAUUUAACCUGUACUAUUUUAUUUGUAGCUCUACUUUAUGAUAUGAGCUGUGAGGUCAACAGAAUGUUAAACAGUGCUUCCCUGUUCUCGAUGUGAUGUAGUUGCACUCAUUUGCACAAUGCACACACUGGUGUAAGUUUUCCUUUUCCUCUAAUGUUUUGUGAUUUGAAAAUUGUUGCUUUUUAAUCAUGCUUUGAUUUUAAUCUCCCUCAAAUAGCAUUAUAGCUGUGACUUGAUUUAACAAAAUAACACACUUUGACCGCUAUAAUGAAACCAGUUCUGGUGUCAGUGAAUUCAUAUAAUCAAGUUUUUCAUUAAUUCAGUUUUAAAUUUAAGCACCAAAAGUUUAAAACAACAGCAUUUUAAAUGGAUUUUAUGGGUUAUCCUUUCAGUUGAUUGUACUUUAAUCUAAUCAUAUUCUGCAGAAUGAAAUGCGUCAAAUGACAUACAAUCAAAGUUAUAAUGGCAUGAUGUUUUAA
Messenger RNA from Carassius auratus (goldfish), 2655 nucleotides. Its product is annotated as E3 ubiquitin-protein ligase RNF31-like. NCBI's taxonomy places the organism in Eukaryota, Metazoa, Chordata, Actinopteri, Cypriniformes, Cyprinidae. Gene Ontology annotation, cellular component: LUBAC complex. The record is from RefSeq and is a predicted model, not a curated record. Gene Ontology annotation, biological process: protein linear polyubiquitination. Gene Ontology annotation, molecular function: K63-linked polyubiquitin modification-dependent protein binding; K48-linked polyubiquitin modification-dependent protein binding; ubiquitin protein ligase activity.